This is a messenger RNA of Salvelinus sp. IW2-2015, 3145 nucleotides long. RefSeq names its product circadian associated repressor of transcription a (gene ciarta). NCBI's taxonomy places the organism in Eukaryota, Metazoa, Chordata, Actinopteri, Salmoniformes, Salmonidae. Gene Ontology annotation, cellular component: nucleus. Gene Ontology annotation, biological process: negative regulation of DNA-templated transcription; circadian regulation of gene expression. Gene Ontology annotation, molecular function: RNA polymerase II cis-regulatory region sequence-specific DNA binding. The record is from RefSeq and is a predicted model, not a curated record.
UGAAAGGUAAACGGAAUUUGAAAGGAGGAAAAGGAGGAAACAGUACUGAGACGUUGAGAAUAGAGGACUCUAACAACUAUAGCGCGCAAUCAACAUCAGUGUUUGUCAUAUAUAUAUAUUUUUUUAAAUAAGAUCUUGUCAGAAUUGUAAUAGGAGAAGGAAAUAGCAAAUAUUCAACUAGUUAUCCAUUUGACUGUUUUAUUUUAUUGUCUUGAUAUCGGCUUCAUCCUAAAAAGGGAUGCAUUUGUUGAGCAUGUCCACCAAAUGGCCGACCUAUGAUUCCCGCUCCUCCACCCCCAGCUUCCUCCUCAGCGAGAGCGACGUGACUGAGGACGAGGCAGACAUUGAUGUCUUCAMCUCCGAAAGYGAGGGAGAUAGCUCAGGGGGUGGCAAGACCUGCUCAGUACCCUUCUCCCUGGCCGGGGGUGGCGAGGCAGCCCCUAGGUUACACUGGUCCAUGGCUGGGAGUGGACAAGCGGAAUGCUUUCCCCACACCACCAUCUACCCAUCCAUGGUGGCUUCCUCUUGCAGUGCUGCAUUCUACACAAAGGAAAGCACAGAGGAGACCACGCAAGGAGACCUGGCCUUUGCUCAGAAAUGUUCAGAGCUACAAAAGUUUAUCAGACCCCUGUUGGAGCUUCUGAAUGGACUCAAGACGGGGAGAUUUGAGAGAGGACUUAACAGUUUCCAGUCGAGCGUUGCCAUCGACAGACUCCAGAGGAUCCUGGGUAUUCUUCAGAAACCUGACAUGGGAGAGAAAUUCCUCCGCACCCUCCUGCAGGUAGAGAUGAUGCUGAAGAUGUGGUUCCCCCAUGUGACCCCUGUCGCUGCCACCCAGAACCCCACACCCAGUCUUCCGCCACGAUGGCACCAAAAUCAGCUGUGUAUGCCAGUCAAAAAGCGCAAGCUUAGCUGGUUGGACUCUGAUUUCCCCAGUGCCGCCCCACCCACCUGCAAGCGCCUGCAGCGUGAGGACAACUACCAGGAAGUGACCUCACAAGACUUUAGCCUUUUGAACACAGACACUUAUAGCCCGUCAUGUCUGACUGUCAGCAGGAGAAGAAAGGGAAAUAAGAGGCUUGACAUUUCACCUUGCUCUGCAUGUGGUAGCCCAGCCACACAAGACAGCCGUGUCUCCUCAACCCAUCUGGUGUUUCACUCACAUCAGUUCUCCCUCCAUGAACAUCAGCCACGGAGAUGCCACAGCGGGCCUGGCACAGUGAAGACACAGACCAAUAUUACAUCAGUGGGAAUCCAAAGGAGGAGUCAAUCUAUCCCCACAUUACUAAGGUCUAUGAAACAAGAGCCGGAGUAGAAGCACAGACACAUAAAAGUGGACAUAAAACUGAACUCUGAACUCAUUGCACCUUUUAACCAUCUUUCAUUUUUCAUUUUUUUUACUGAAAUUUACCUGGGAAUAUUUUUUAUGGUUGAUGUGAUAAAGCAGUGUUUAGUAAUAAAUAAAUAAAAUAUAUAUACUGUUACAUUUUUAUUUUAUUUUAGACGAAUAAAAGAUUGAUGGAAUACCUCUAACCUAACAUCAACUCACAGUUAUGAGUAGUAUUAAUAGUAGUACAUCUUAAAACAUGGACAAUACAAUGAAAAACAAUACAAGAACCUGGUAAUCCUUUAGCUGAUGCAGCACAGUGAAAAAAGGCAGCUGAGUGUAUAAGGCUUGCUAUACCACCUCAUUGAUUGUAAACCAUAGCAUACAACUGGCACUAAACCACUCCCAACCAGUGGCAACAAAACCAUGUAUUUAUUACACAGUUUAAUGUAACUAUUGACUAAAUCCACCUCAGUGUGAAUACUAACUACCACAGUAGCAUACAACUGGAACGAAGGCAACCAUUAAGUACUACAAAAGAGGAGAAAUAACAACUAUGUUAGAUUUAUUGUAUUUCUCAUAAAAUGGGUCUGUUCUAGAAGAACCUGGAUGCAGACUAGAGCCAGGGAUUCCCUAUUACAUUCUAAUUUGCUUUAUAACUUUCUUUAUUUGACAGUAUACAUUUAUCAUCCUUUACUUUUUGAUACAUUUGAUAUCAGGUUUAUUCUUCUACGGUGUGAAAAGAAAAAUAUUUUGAGGAAUAUGUCACUGCCCAAAAAUGAUUUGCACAUGAGUAUUUUACUUUCGAUAACAAAGGACAUUCCACCUUAUUGAUAAAUGUUACUAUUGUGAUGACGCCAAACACCUCAUUUUUUUUUAUCUUCUAGGAAGGUUUCUAUUGGAUUGGGAGAAAAUCCAUAAAAAGUAUUUCAUUAGGCCAUUUGGGUAUUUGAACCACUAUGUUUUUGCUGAGCAAAUAUCAUUCAUGUCGAAAUGCCACUUUAUCCCUGGCCACUUUCAGAGAGUCGCUCUUGAGUUGUAACUACCUCGAUUGGAGUAGGCAGGAAACCAAGAAUAACUAGGUACUGACUUGAUCUGCCAACUUAAAGAAGAUUUCUGGAUAAAAACGAAUACAGACAACUGAAGCUGGUAGUAUGUGUUAUUGUUCCUUACCGUGCCAGGGAAGGCCCAGGUCGUUGGACAGCAUAGGAGAGAGAUCACUGCAGUUGUAAAUACAGGUAACUGUGUUGAGGCAAUGCACAACCCUUCCUAAAAACUGGUCAUACAUCAGCCAAUUGUGGAGUUGUUUAUUUAGAUAUUUCCCUUGAGGAAAUACUGCAAUUUCAUGUGAUGUUUUUGGUGUAUGUAGCCUAAUGCUCCUGCUUAAUUAAUAGUGUCCCGUGUGGCUCAGUUGGUAGAGCAUGGUGCUUGCAACACCUGGAGAAGCGUGUCUGUUAAAUGACUAAAGUGUAACAUUAAAAAAAUCGAAAAUAAAAUGUACAUUUCCACAUAAAUAGGGCCCAUGUUUUGGACAUUUUCUCUGUUUAUCAAAAGAGGACAAAUGGUUAGGCUGAGAAGGAUACUUCGCUGUUUUAUGUUAUCUUCCUUUAUUCAAGCCAUUUCCUUUGCUUCCUUUCUUCCUACCUUUAACCCAACACCCUCCAUCACAUUUUUGGGUUGGACAUAAUAUAAUUGUUUUUUGGUUACACACAAUGUAAUUGUGCAUAAUAUUUUAUAUAUAAUUGUUUGAGACCUACAUUGUUUUUGAUGAAUUGCACCCUUUAUGCUCAAAUAAAGUAACGUGUUGGUUCAUCAGAA